Messenger RNA from Aspergillus wentii DTO 134E9, 3453 nucleotides. RefSeq lists its product as uncharacterized. The transcript has 11 exons. Bases 1 to 3453 code for a protein of 1150 amino acids. Gene Ontology annotation, molecular function: protein binding. The record is from RefSeq and is a predicted model, not a curated record. NCBI's taxonomy places the organism in Eukaryota, Fungi, Ascomycota, Eurotiomycetes, Eurotiales, Aspergillaceae.
AUGGAUAGGCAGGUUACAAUGGAGUGCCCCAGAGCCAUUGAAGGAGAUGCUGUGCAGACUGAUGUGCAGCGUGAGUUUGAGAGAGAACUCACCUUGAGCGACUCUUCUCACACCAAUUCCAACAGAGUCGAAGGGCGAACACGCAUCUUGCGGGCUUCAGAUGUCCUGCUAUCGCUGGCUGGGAAAUCUACGGCUGGUACAGUCCAAUCAUCGGUCUAUAACUUGGAGCUUGGUCCUUGGAAACUAACCAAUUUUUCUCCAUUUCUAGACACUUCGGAAACGUUUGCUGGUAUCGAAAACUUCAAAGAAACCCUACGCAUUUUCCCGCCUUUUCGAGACAACGAUGGAGCCAGACUCGGUGCGGUGGAUGUCAAGUGUCCGGAUUGCGACGCCAUCUUCUCCUCACAGGAAGAGUUGAGACAGCAUUAUUUGACGCGGUUUUGCCCCGGGGCUGCCGUCGCUGUAUAUGUGAUGACACGGGAUCGGCUCAUUAAAAAGGGUUAUCGCAUGGAGAAACGGCUUGUUCCUCUUAAUUGCCAGCCGAUUCGCUUUUACUGUAGUAAAUGUGACAAACAAUUCGCCAUUGACGCUGAUGACAAAGUGGACCGGCAGAGAAAUUCACGCAUCCUCGUGGACUGCACGAAUUGCGGGGAGAAGUGCAAUGUCUCGUUUGAGCCGAUUUUGAACGAUCCUCGAGACGAUGUAACCUAUAUUGAUUCCCAGCCAGAAAUAGCGGUUGACGACCGUUCCAGAAGCCCAAGCAUUGCGCAGAAUAGUUUCACAAGCUCCAUGUUUCCUACGACAGCGACAUCGGGUGGAGAGCAGUAUUUCGCAAAAAGGGCCAAAAAGAUUCGGGAUUCGUGGUCGUUUAGAAAAUUUUCUCAAAGCGAAGAAGAUGAGUUGAUCGCAAUCAGCUUUGCAGGGCUGUACGAUUUGGAGCGAGUACAUGCUCCAAAUGGCUUCUUCCAGCCAUUUGAUGGAACUUUCGAAGCACCUAAAUCCCAGGCAGGUUCCGGUAUCACUUUAAGUGCCCCCGUGGGUACGGCUGUUAUGGAAACUAAGAAGCUGCCUGCGACGCUAUGCGAGGAGAAUGAACAUUCUGUAAUUGGAUCUGUCGACUCUGGGGGUAAUUUUUUGGGGGCAAAUACAACUUUGCGGACACCUUCACCCUCGAAAAGAAGGCAGUCCUUCUUCCGGAGAUUGUUUUGUGGGAAGGUCCCAAAACGCCUAUCUCGUGCUAAAUCUGCAUCCAAUUCAGGCAACAAACUUAUAAAACGCGUCAACACAGUGCGGUUUUCUUUUGUGGCCAAGAGUUCGAGACACACAACCGGAACUGGCAGACCCACAAGUGAAGGACGGACUGAGGACGACAAUGCAGAGCCAAACGAGUCGAAGCGAAACGAGACCAAGUCAACCGUUCCAGAGGCCGAAUAUGUGGCACUAUUGCGAAGCAGUCAGAAUAUUUUCAUCCACAUGGAAUAUCUGUCAGGAGGUACAAUGAUUCAUGAUGCGUCUGGUCGCCAGAGAAUCCUCGGAAUGGAGGAAGUCGCUCAGCUUUUCUUACAACUGAAGGAUCAGCUCUGCGCCGCUACCAUAUGGUCUAGGGCAUUGAAAACGCGCUUGAGAGCAGAGGCGGCCUCAAAUAAGGGUAAUUUCAGGGCUGCAGUGGUGGAAUAUGAGGAUGCUUUGAAGAUGCUAAAUGAUUGCCCGGCUUUGGAUAUUGACAAGCUAUCGAGAGCAGCAAUGCUACACUCAUUGGGCCAAGCAUACCGCGGGAUGCAGAAGAUCGCCGAGUCGGAGGCAUGCUAUCUAGAAUCCUUGGGUCUUGUUAAACGCACUUUAGGGCGUGAAAAUGCCAAAAACUUUGCGAUUCUGAGUGAUCUUGGGGCUCUUUAUGAGAACGAUGGACAUCCCAUCGACGCUGCGGCAUUGUACGAACGUUCAUAUGCUGGCCGGCUCAAGAUACUAGGACGAAAUGCUCCGGAGACGCUGGUCAGCAUGUAUGACCUUGCUUCUGUCAAAAUACUUCUGGGCGAGUUUGAAUCUGCACUCUUUCUGCUAGAAAAGGCGGUCCCAGUUCUUGAUACGGUCUUUGGUAUGCAGAGCGAAACGACACUGGGUGCGAUGAACAAGCUGUCGAUCUUGUACCAAAAGCUACGUUUGGAGAAGGAGUCACGAACAAUAUGCGGGAGAACAAUUCCACACUAUAAAACUGUCCUUGGUAUCAACAGCGCAGUGACCCGAGAGGUAGUCCUCCGGUACAUUCAUCUUUCCAGAAAUUUCGACUUUCCUUUUGAGAUCAAAGACAUUUUUGACCACUACCAGCGCUCUCAAGAUCCCGAGGCUCUAGUGGUCAUUCACCAACUCGGCGAAGCGUAUAUGAGGGCAGGACUCUUCCAAGACGCGGCUAACUUGUUUGAGACUUUAGUUGAACGUUUCCUAGCUGUCAAGGGCCCAGAGGCUUUGGAAACGUUUGCUUCUUUGAGCGCGCUUUGUGUAUGUCACGAGCAUCUCGAUUCGAUCGAGAAGGCAAUUCACGCGUACAAGCAAAUGAUCAAUAUGGCUUGUCAAACCCCUGAUGGUCAUCCAGCAAAGACCAAGAAGAUCAAAUACUCAGAGAAGAGAAUUGCAGAGCUCACCGGUCGACAAGAGCGUCUUGCUACUGAGAAGAAAGAAUGGGGGUUGCUUGAGCCUGGGCAGUGUGCAACUUGCGGGUCCACCACCUCUGUCCUCUGCCACGCGUGUAAAAUCCACCAUUUCUGCAGUGAGAACUGCCGUCAAGCCGGACUUGAAACCCAUAUUUUUUCAUGCGUGCCAUCGGUUUCAUUACGACAGUCGAAAUCUAUCGCCGCGAGAUCAAGAUGUCCACCCGAGAUCCGCGACCAGGCUUUCUCCAAGAUAGGAGCUUUUAAGAGAAAGAAAUUUGUGGACGUGUUAUCCCAAUACACCUUCUCUCUUGACCCACGCAACUUUACGACCCUCCGCAUGAAGCUCAACCCAUCCGUGAAUACCGUCAUCUUGUUUGCUUCAGAUUCGGAUAUUCGAUACACCACCAUUGAAAGCACUACCGCCAAGGUCGAUGGUUCUGUUAAGUCCAGUGGGACCAGUCCAAAACAGCUCGAGUGGCUGACACCCGAACAAGAGGAUUUCCUUUAUUACAACCCAUCUCAGGAAGAAUCGCAGUCCAAAUAUCUUCUAGUGGCCCCCGGCGAAAACAUGCACAAAUCAAUCGUCAACAAGCGUGUCCGUUUCCGGAGUGGCGGGGGCGAUAAAGAACGAUUCCAGUCUCUUGAAAUGCCAAACAAAGCUCUCAUCGAGUAUGCCCAGGGGAUUCUACUUUCUGGGUACCUCGACGAUGUAUUCAUGUACGUUAUUGAGUGGGCCUGGGGAGAGGGAGAGAUAGAGGAAGAGGGAAAGAUAGAGGAAGAGGAAGAGAUAGAGGAGGGAGACUAG